CGUGGAAAGUGCCGAGGUGAAUUCAGCUUCCUGAGUUCCCUAAAGUGAAGAGUUUCGGCGCAGGAUUCCACGGUCUUCGGUCAGGAAGAGACUUUGAUCAGUGUUUGACCUGCAGAGAAGAGCCGCUGCGUCUGUGCGCACCUCUGAGUCAUGGCGUUAUUUCUGCUCGGAGGACGUUUCUUUAAAUGCAGAGCCCACAUUAACAGAGCCACGACAGCGAUGCAGCCAUACUGCUCUUCAGUGGCCUCAGGCAGGCAGCAUGUUAACGGAGUGGAUCUGUACUACGAGCAGACAGGCAGAGGGAAACAUGCGGUGCUGUUGCUUCCUGGAGCGCUGGGAAGUGCGAGGACAGAUUUUGGUCCUCAGCUUAAGUCUCUCAACAAAGAACACUUCACUGUAGUUGGCUGGGACCCCCGUGGUUAUGGACAAUCCCGUCCCCCAGACAGAGACUUUCCCCCUGACUUCUUUGAGCGAGAUGCAAAGGACGCAGUAGAUCUGAUGAAGGCGCUGGGCUUUGGCAGGUUCUCUCUGCUGGGGUGGAGUGAUGGAGGAAUCACUGCUCUGAUUGCAGCAGCAAGAAACCCCGACCUGAUCAACAAGAUGGUUGUAUGGGGAUCCAAUGCCUUUGUUUCCCAGCAGGAUCUCAAGCUUUACGAUGCGGUGCGCGACGUCUCCAAGUGGAGUGUGAGAAUGAGGCAGCCCAUGGAGGAGGUUUAUGGAGCCGAGGUCUUUGCUAAAACCUGGGAGGCCUGGGUGGAUGGGAUCGCACAGUUUGCAAAAAGAUCUGAAGGGAGUAUCUGCAUGGAGCUUCUUCCCCUCAUCACCUGUCCAACCCUCAUCAUUCACGGAGAGAAAGACCCCAUGGUGCCCAGCUUCCACCCACAGUACCUCCUCAAACACAUCAAAGGAUCACGAUUACAUCUGAUGCCAGAGGGGAAACACAAUCUCCACCUGAGGUACGCUGAUGAAUUCAACAAACUGGUGGGAAACUUUCUGGAAGAUUGACUGAGACAGUGAAGCAAACUGACUGACUGACUGUAAGGUCACUGCAAGUAUUUAAUAAAUCUCACUUAUUUAAUUUGUACCCUGUUCUCAUGAGGUUCACAACUGAUGAAUUAAUUGUGCAAUUCUGUGAGUUAAGUUCAUAUUUUUACUUUAAAUUUCAAUGUAAUUUUUUCUAUAAUUAAAUCUUUCAUGAAGAAAGUGGGUGACAUUUUCAUUAUUAUUAUUUGGAUAUUUGGUUAUUGGUUUGUUUCAUUUCUCAAGCAAACAGAGCCAAACAGGCUCUGGUUCCAGGUUAUUAGAGGUGAGAAUUUGCUGUUUUUCUUUGGCUUAGGUGACACUGAACUGAAUAUAUUUGGUUUCACCAGCAGUUUGAAACUGUCAUCUUUCAUUUCUGGGAUUUUAUGAUCAGUAUUUUCAUCCAUGUUCUCUUUCGAUCUGAUCUUGAUCUCGUCAUACAUGCUUUUAUGUUGUCUCAGUUAGAUGAGUUAUUGCUCCCCUACAAACCAGAGCUCAGCCUCAGGUCCUUUGGCAGGGCUCCCCUGGCUGUUCCUAAGACCCAGCUCACGACUAAAGGAGGCUGGACCUUUGCAGUCAGGAUCUCUGGACUCCCUGUGUGAAUAUCUUAUAAAUCACUUCUCAAAUGUUGUUAUUAUUGUUGUUGUUGUUGUUGUUUUUAAAAGGCCUUUCUUUAACUGAUAGCACACU
Molecule: messenger RNA, 1710 nt
Organism: Toxotes jaculatrix (banded archerfish)
Lineage: Eukaryota; Metazoa; Chordata; Actinopteri; Toxotidae
Gene: bphl
Product: biphenyl hydrolase like
Exons: 7
Coding region: 151-1005 (284 amino acids)
Source: RefSeq, a predicted model, not a curated record